Messenger RNA from Lactuca saligna, 612 nucleotides. The record is from the annotation of a GenBank genome assembly. Lineage: Eukaryota; Viridiplantae; Streptophyta; Magnoliopsida; Asterales; Asteraceae.
AUGGAGAAAGUUAAAGUAGAAAUAGGUAAUGAUAGUGAAGAAACUGAUGAUUAUACAGUUGGUUCUUUUGGAAUUUUACCUACGAAGGUUAUCACUGUCAAAUCAAUAUUAGAGCAGACAAAUAAUCAUGGUAUCACUGCAAAUGUAUCUAAUGCGCAGGCAAACAUCGAUUCCCGUGAACAAAUCAUUAAAUCACUCCCUAAGCAGACGACUGUCAUACCACCCAAAGUUACGUAUUCCAAGUCCAAUAUAAAAGGCGAUGAAACUUCAAACAUCAAUGUGAACUUAUUUGAUAAGCACACAAAUGUUACUAUGGGUGAUGAGGGUUCAAAAACUGCAAUGUAUACUUCUACUGGUCUACCACCAGCACCUACUUCACCACCACAAAUAUCUACCAUUCUACCAACAACUACUGCAACUGUUUCUCCUACUUUUGAGAAAGUGAUGCAAGUUCCCAUUACAACCUUAUUCUCAUCUCAAUCUAUAGAUACUGAUAAGAUUAUUCAUGAAGAAGAAGCAAAUGAUGAUGAUCUGAUGGUUAGUUUUGCAGAUUUGGAAUUCAAUCCUAAUGAAGAUGAUGUCCCAAAUGAAGCAAUUAUGUUUGGUAAAUAG